Messenger RNA from Suricata suricatta (meerkat), 1842 nucleotides. RefSeq names its product glycerophosphodiester phosphodiesterase domain containing 3 (gene GDPD3). Gene Ontology annotation, molecular function: phosphatidylcholine lysophospholipase A1 activity; phosphoric diester hydrolase activity. Gene Ontology annotation, biological process: glycerophospholipid catabolic process. The transcript is spliced from 11 exons. The record is from RefSeq and is a predicted model, not a curated record. Gene Ontology annotation, cellular component: endoplasmic reticulum membrane. The coding region runs from base 588 to 1784 and encodes 398 amino acids. NCBI's taxonomy places the organism in Eukaryota, Metazoa, Chordata, Mammalia, Carnivora, Herpestidae.
UUCCCCAGUCCUGGUGCUCUUUGGCUCCCCAGCUGGCCAGGGUUGAAGAUGCAAGUGUAAGGAGCUCCAGACUCCGGACAGAGUGGGUCAAUUUUCUGCUUAGUCACUGCCCUCUCCCCUCCCGAAUGGCUACCCGUAUCACUGGCUGGGGGUGAUUUGGGGGUGACUCAGGAACAUCCUACACACCCCUGGAUUCUCUGGAAAUGGCAAAGGGCGGUGUGUCGUAAACCCUGGCCACCAGCCCCCGUGGGAGGGGGGAGGUUUGUGGCCGAGCCAGUGAGGGGUUGGGAUGGGGGGCUUAUUUCCCCAGCAUGGCCGAGAAGAGAAGGGUGCUGGGGUCCUUGGAGGGUCUAGAGGAGGUGUAGAGGAGAACAGAGCUGCUGGGCGCCUCUCCUGCCUAUACCCUGUCCCUAGCUGAGCCCUGCAGCCUGGCCUGAGGCCAGGAAGCCGGAUCAGCAGGUCCCAGGGGUGUGGUGGCUACCGGUGGCUGAGCCAGCCUACGUCGGCCAAGGCAGGCAGCGCAGGCAGCGCAGUCCAUCAGGAGCAGCCGAGCGUGUGGCAGCAGAAGCCAGAGAGGCAGCGUGGCCAUGAGCUCGCUGCUGUACUAUGCCCUGCCGGCCCUGGGCAGCUAUGCCAUGCUGUCCAUCUUCUUCCUGCGCCGGCCUCGCCUGCUGCACACACCCCGGGCUCCAGUCUUCCUGGCGCGCCUGGGGGCCCACCGAGCAGGAUCUGGAGAGCGGCUGGAGAACACCAUGGAGGCCAUGGAGAACUCCAUGGCCCAGCGAUCCGACUUUCUGGAGCUUGACUGCCAGUUGACCCAAGAUGGUGUGGUGGUGGUAUCACACGACAAGAACCUGUCCCGCCAGUCAGGCGUGAACAGGGACAUGGACAGCCUGGACUUUAAGGACCUGCCCCUCUACAAGGAGGAGCUGGAGGUGUACUUCUCACCAGGUCAGUUCGCACAGGGGUCGGACCGGCGCAUGGUGUGUCUGGAGGACGUAUUCCGGAGGUUCCCUCGGAUGCCCAUGAGCGUGGAGAUCAAAGAGGACAAUGAAGAGCUCAUUAACAAGGUCGCAGACCUGGUGAGGCACUUUGACAGAAAUGAAAUCACCAUCUGGGCCUCAGUGAACGGCUCGGUCAUGAACAAGUGCAGGGCUGCUAACCCCGAGAUGCCAUUCUCCUUCACCAUCGGCCGAGCUUUCUGGAUGGUGCUGUUCUAUUACCUGGGAUUGCUGCCCUUUGCGUCCAUCCCGGAGAGGUUUUUCCUGUGCUUCCUGCCCACCAUCAUCAAUAGGACCUACUUCCCAUUCUCCUGCUCUGGGCUGAACCAGCUGGCAGCUGUGGUUACCAAAUGGUUACUCAUGAGGAAAAGUCUGAUCCACCACCUGCAACAGCGAGGAGUGCAGGCUGGGAUGCGGUGUGGAGGAAGUGAGCGCCGGACGCUGGAGAAGGUGGCCCAGGCCCAGGCAGGCAGCCUGUGCACAUCCGUUAAGGAACCUGGACUUCAGCCUGGAGGAAGGGAAGCGUUUGAGGGCCUGAAGCAGAGCAGAGACCUGAUCCAGUUGAAUCCUGGGCUGCAGCGUCAGCAGUGGGCUGGGUGGACCAGCUGGCUGAUGGGCCGAGCACUCCACAGCCAGGAUGUGGGGGUGGUCUUUUGGUGCCUUAACGAAGAGUCCGAUUUUGAAGUGGCCUAUGGCCUGGGGGCUGUUGGUGUCAUGACAGACUACCCCACAGCCCUGAGGUGCUACCUGGACAACCAUGGCGGGGCCGCCCUGGCCUCCUAACAGCCCGGAGGCCCUUGCCCUCUCCUCUCUCUCUCCCUCAAUAAACAUUUUCUUACUA